UCAUGAAGUUUGGAAAGCAGUUGGCGCUGCGUAAGGCUGUGCCUCAGUGGUCGGAGUAUUAUAUCGAUUACAAGAAGUUAAAACAGUACAUCAAACAACAAUCCAUCAAACUCGCUUCCUCAACUUACGAUCCUGACCUCGCCUCUAAAAUCGUCGAUGAAUUUCGGGACCUCCUUUCCGACGAACUCGAAAAAGUCGACGACCGCUUCCAUGAUGUUGAAGCCGACUCCGAAGAAGAACUCGAUGAUCUGAAUGCUACUUGGCAUAAUGCCAUGACUGAGGAGGAGCAGAAGCAGUGGAGGGAGAGGCUGCAAGGGAGGAUAAAUCUAAUUGAAGAGUUGAUCGAGUUCACGCAGGCGAAUGUUACGGGAUUUCACAAGAUCUUAAAGAAGUUCGAUAAGCAUUUUCGACAGCAGUCGAGCGGGGUGCCUGCGAAAGCUGUCGCAUCGGGUCCCACGCAUGAUGCCUUGAUGUCGACCGCUAACUCACCUCCCGUUCGCUCCGGAUCAAUCUCAUUCUCGGUUGGCAACGACUCGAUGAAACGCACCAAUAGCCCUCCUGGGAUGGGCAGCUACCAAGCUCAACAACCUAUCCACCUCGCACAACGCCGCUACAGUAUGGGGCCAGAAGGAAAGGACAUGUGGCGCAUGGUCAUGAAAUUCAAAUUCUCGACUACCGAGAAAGACGAAAUGCUCCUCUCCCGUGCCCGCGAGCUCUGGCGUCGUCAUGCGCCCCCGGCUCCAUCCGCGACCUUGCCAAUCAACGACAUGCAAGAUCUCUCGAUCUCGGAAUCGAAUAUCCAGACGUAUUCCGAGCUGGACUUGAAUUCCGUUCCGUAUGGGCGCGUGACGAAAAUUUGGAUCACCCUCAUCGAAGAUUCGCUCAAACCACUCCAAGUCCCCGUCCUGAUCGCACGCGGCGUGAGACCCGGCCCAAUCGUGGGUAUGACCUCCGCACUCCACGGAAACGAGGUCAAUGGUGUCCGUGUCAUCCACCGUCUCUUCCAAACCGAACUCGACCCGGAACAACUCCACGGUACCGUCGUCGCAGUCCCCGUCGCGAACGUCCAAGGUUUCCUCGCUUCCCAACGCGGAUUCGACGGACAAGACCUUAACCGACUCAUGCCCGGUAAGCUCGAUGGGAGUACCCCGCAGCAAUAUGCGUAUGCCUUGCUCGAUCGGAUCGUGCGGAAGUUUGAUUAUUUGAUUGAUUUACAUACCGCGAGUAAGGGACGUGUCAACAGUUUGUACGUGCGUGCGAAUAUGCUGGAUCCGAGGACGAGGCGAAUGGCAACGUUGCAGAACCCGCAGAUUAUCGUGCAUAAUACGAGUCCGGAUGGGAGUCUGAGGGGGAGUGCGAUGACAAUUCAUGACAUCCCAUCGAUAACUGUUGAGAUCGGCAACCCCGGUGUCUUCCAGAAACGCUUCGUCAAGUCCGCGCUCCUCGGCGUCACAAACAUAAUGUCAAACCUCGGCAUGAUACCCGAAGACCACUCCGUCCCCGAAUACGAACCCGUAAUCUGCGACCGCUCUUACUGGAUUUUCUGCCAAAAGGGUGGGAUCCUCUCUGUGAUCCCAGAAGUCAAUACGUGGGUGCGGAAAGACGAGGUCAUCGCGACGAUUCAUUCGAUUUUCGGACAAUUGUUGGAUGAGAUCCGGGCGCCGGAGGACGGGAUUGUUGUUGGGAAGGAGGUUGAUCCGGUCGCUAGUUCUGGGAGUCGGAUUGUGCAUUUGGGGGUUACGAGGGGAGAGUAUGCGAAGAAGGUAGAGGAUGGGCAUUUGUAGGCUCGUGAGAAUUGAUCUGUCAGGGAUUUAAGAUAAUUGGGAGGAUUGUAGG
Molecule: messenger RNA, 1836 nt
Organism: Saitoella complicata NRRL Y-17804
Lineage: Eukaryota; Fungi; Ascomycota; Saitoellomycetes; Saitoellales; Saitoellaceae
Exons: 5
Molecular function (GO): hydrolase activity, acting on ester bonds
Source: RefSeq, a predicted model, not a curated record